This is a messenger RNA of Trifolium pratense (red clover), 9870 nucleotides long. RefSeq lists its product as uncharacterized. NCBI's taxonomy places the organism in Eukaryota, Viridiplantae, Streptophyta, Magnoliopsida, Fabales, Fabaceae. The coding region runs from base 1792 to 4422 and encodes 876 amino acids. The transcript has 16 exons. The record is from RefSeq and is a predicted model, not a curated record.
AAAGACUCAAACGACACUCGCUACUCUCUCACACACACACUUCACAAUCACAACUAUUCUUUCCAUCUCUCUCUCUAUCCGAAAGUGAAACCGUCUCUUCUCUCAAAACCCAAAGAACGCUGCUCUCACACACACUUCAACCCUCUCUUCUCUCCCAACCAAACUCGCUUUCACCAUUCUUUCGAAGCGAUUCAUGUUAUCCGAUUCGAUGUUAACAACUAAGACCAACCUCUUUCCAUAUUUUUCAAAUUUUUGUGUUGUUUUCUUUUUAAUUUGUUGUUACUUUGAUUUAGGGUUUUGAAUUUCUGAUUUCUUCCCCCUUUUCUAUUUUUCUUUGAAUCUGAUUUAGAACAAAACCCUUUUCUUUAAUUUGUUGUUCAAUUUGUGGUCAUAGGGUUCAGGUUGGAUUCCUUCUGUGAUCUUACCGGGUUAUGAUAACGCUUCACAUUCUGAGUUUCUCAAUACUCAAGGGAUUUUAUAACAAGAAAGGUUUCUCUUUUGUAGAUCUUUCGCAAGAAUCGUGUCAGGAGGAAAAGAUUUUGUAUAAAUUGAUAUCAGGAUUCAGGAGGAAAAGAAUCGUGUCUACUUGAAUUGUUACUAAUUUGAAAUACUGUGUUUCAUAUCAAGAUUUAGGGCACUCAUUCUUUGAUAAAUUUUGAACUCACUGGAUUUUAUUAUAUCAGCAUAACUGACCUUUGUUUAGUUUACCGUGUUGCAGGUUAUACGGGAUCGUAUUAUGAUAAUUCCAACUUCCAUUGCAACUGUGGUGAUCCCGAAUCUCUGUUCAUUCCUGUAACCAAAGUGAGUACAACAAGUAUAAUCAGGCAUGCAGCCGGUUGUGAAUAAUGCAGCAGCUGCUAAUAUGCCUUUGUCCCAGUAAACGGCUUCUUCACAAUCAAAAUAUAUAAGGGUCUGGGAGGUUGCUCAUAUGAUUCAAUCAGAGUCUGAUGCACAAAAGAGGGAUGAAUAUAUUCAACAUUUGAUGCAGCUCCCAAAUCAGAAAUGGAUGGAAAUCAUAGGUCAGACACAUCAAAAUGUUGAGUUUUUGAAGUAUCAAGAUGUAAUAUGGACGGUGGAUAAUAUAUUACAGAAUCACUCCACAUUACAGAUUAAGUGUUGUUUUAAUUCUUUUUAUUAUUAUUAUUAUUAUUAUUAUUAUUAUUAUUAUUAUAAAUUGCAUCAUUCAAAUAACAUUAUUCAGUUAUCUUUUUUUUUAGCUUAUAAGUUAUAGCAUCUUUUUUUUUAGCUUAUACGUUAUUGCAUCAUUCAAACAACAUUACUUGAUUUAGGGGACAUUUUGAUCAAUCUUUGUUUGUGGUUUCUCAAAGGCACUGGCUCACAUAUCUGAGUAGAAUAAUAUAAUUUUGAUAUACUAGAUGUAACUAUAUAUUCAUUAGCUAAGUCUGUGAUAGAGACUUGAUUGUGAAAGUGGGCCUUGACUUUGGCCCAAGACUAAGGUGUGAUGAGGUGGCAUGAGUGCAUGGAGAGCAUGAGGACUUACUCCACUAUAUAAGGAGUGUUAUGCAUAAGGAAUAACUUAGCUAGAAUUUCAGUUAGAAUUAAUGGGAUCACUUUUAGUGAUUUGGGGCACUUAGUGCUUUGGGGCUAGUAGACUCUCUACUAGUUUGUUACCUUUGUUAUUUUCAUUCUCCAUUUUCAUAAACUGUGUAAUUGUUCAACUGUUUCAAUCAAUACAAUUACAUAUUUCUCCAUUUCAAUCUUAUUUUCAUUAUUUGAGAUCUAGAGUUCCAUCAAUUGGUCCGACCUGCCGGAUCCGACGGAGAGCCAGUGAUGGAGGACGUUUGGACUAUGAAGAAGCAAUUACCAGAUUUUAUGGGGACCGAUCCUUUUGGCCGGAUCACUGCAGCUGAAAGGUUCUUUGAGAAGAAUGAAGUUCCCUCUCACGAUAAGCUUCAGUGGGCUUUUAUGAGCAUGGAAGAUAAAGAAGCGAUGAUGUGGUUUUAUUAUUGGUGUGAAGAGAAUCCAGAUGCAGACUGGAAUUCAUUUUCUAUAGCUAUGAUUAGAGAAUUUGGAGUACAAAUGGUGCAAAAUCAAGAAUCAGAGCCGAAGGAAACAAAAGGUGCAAAGUUAGAGGAGAACGAGUUCAAAUUCAGUGUUGAAUCAGAAGCAAAAGAUUACCAGACAAAAGCAAUGAAUGAGGUGCAAAGAGGAAAGGAGCAGGCAUUUCUCUUUGAGCCAUCGAAUGCCAACCUUUAUGUGGUGGCUAACGAGAACCAAAGAAUCAAAGCAGUUGCCGUUGAACUCCGACCUCCACCAGAACCGCCAAACGCCAAUUUACAUGCACGGAUCUCUUCAAGCUCCGAUCUGCAAAGAAGAAAGGAGAAGAUGCUUGUUCUCAAACCACCACCGGAGCCGCCAGAUGCCGAUUUGUUCGCGGCGGUCACGGAAAUCAAACAGAUCGGCGAUGUGAUGAACAUAAAGAAUGGAAUCGCACAGAUUCCGGUUGCUCCCAAACCACCUAUAAAACCGCCGUACACGGGAGCCGGUAUUGUGGUGACAAAUCGGAACUCGCAUGCGUCGACAUCAGAGAAGCAAGUUGUGGGAUGUCCGGCCACGAUCUCACCAAAACCACCAAAUCAUGUAGGCCUCACACAAUGCAAAAUUCUAUCUACAACAGCGGAUUCUCAUCUUCACAAAUCUGUGCCAUCCGUUUUGCACGUUAAUGAUUUAUUACACGUGUCAUCAUCAGGUCAGUGCACAUCCCUCCUUCUCUCUCAUGUGUCAUCCAAGGGACACCCUUUACCACUUGCUACCUAUCAUGGUUACACGAUGCAAUCAGAGCUGUCCAACACAAUAGAAUGUGAAUUGUGUCAAUAUUUUAAUCCAAUGAAUCAGACCCAAUAUAUUUUUGGUUUGAAUUUUAAGGAAGUGGCAAUAUGGGCUGGAAUAGAAUUACUGGGCUUUAAUAGCAACUGGGCCAUAAGAAAGGAUAAUGGGAAUUUGAAGCUUAGGAGGAAGGAUCACAUUUCAGCUCUACAUUACGAGAAAAAGGGGGUUUCAUCUGGAGAACAAUUAUCAAAUGCAGAAGACACUUCUUUAUUCUUCAAGUUCAUUGAAAAUAAUAACCUUGGCCAUUUUUCAAAACCUCGAGUGGCAGCUGAUAAAGAAAAUUACAAUUUUGUAAUAAAUCCCACCAAUGGUUCAUGUGAAUUUUCAACUAACUCUUUGAUGAUUCGAAUGGAUGAUCAUGAUGCACUCAUAAUUUGUGGGGGAGGAGUUGAAAGGUCCUCAAACAUUGAAAUAUUGCUGAGAGGUGAGAAUGUUCUUAUGUUCAUUAACAAGGAGAGUAGAGAGAGGAUCAUGAAUAGGAGACAUUUUUUCCGAGUAGCUCUUGCAUCAAAAAAUGUAAGAAUGGAAGUUAUGAAGCUUGACUUAAACUGGCUUGUGCUUAUUAUGUUAAGUGUUGUAAUUGGCUUGGCUUGUUGUGACGCUAAAAAUGUUGAGAUGGAGGCGAGUCCAGCAACUAAUGCAUUUUUAAGCUUGCAUUCAUGUAUUCAAGACAUGGCAGCAAAGGUACUAACAUUCCUUGUCAUUCACAAUGGGAUCCUUGAAGGGGAAUGUAGAAAGAAGAUAGCCACACUGAAUAGUCAAAACAACAAAAGGGAAGUCACAUCACUGAUGUCUACUCUUCAAUUUGAGAAUUGUACAAUAGAGGAUAUAGUAAAUGAUGGUGUGGUCUGGUUCUUGGGAAUUGCAGAGGAAACAAUAUUUCAUAUAUUGGAUGCUGCAAAUAAGUUUGCUCUUGUUUCAAUAUUCAAUGUAUUAGAUAUAUGGAAUGAUGUUUUGGUGACUGUUUUAGUUGAGAUGCAUAUGAAACAGGGGCAUAUUUCUUGUGCACAUGGGGUUGUGGUAUGGAAGGCAUUGAUAGGAAUGUAUGGAAGGAAGGGAGAAUGUGAGUAUGCUUUUGAAAUGAUAUUCUUCUACUCAUCGGUGUUGACCAGACAAUGGGAUCCGGGGAAAUUUAAUGUUUUUUUGUCAAAUGCUGCUUAUGAAUUUUGUUGGAGAAUUGUCUUCAUUUCUCAUGGGGCUUGUAUCCAUAUUAUUGUAGAACCAUAUGAUCUUGCUUUGUGGAAUACAGUUAUAUGGGGGUAUGUAAGUGAAAGAAACUUUGUACUUCCUUUCAACAUGAUGUCGUGGCAUUAUUUUUUUUUGGUGAAGCAACAAUACUUGAUAGAAUUCAAUUUUCCAAUGGUAGUUGUUGCUGAUACUGAAGUUUGCUGGAGAAUGUUCUUCAUCUUUCAUAGAUUGCUCAACUUUGUAUUUGAUAGAGGCAAGUUGGAUGGAGGCAAAAUUUCAACCUUGAGGACAAGGUUGUUUGAAGGGGUGGGUAUUGAUAGAGACUUGAUUGUGAAAGUGGGCCUUGACUUUGGCCCAAGACUAAGGUGUGAUGAGGUGGCAUGAGUGCAUGGAGAGCAUGAGGACUUACUCCACUAUAUAAGGAGUGUUAUGCAUAAGGAAUAACUUAGCUAGAAUUUCAGUUAGAAUUAAUGGGACCACUUUUAGUGAUUUGGGGCACUUAGUGCUUUGGGGCUAGUAGACUCUCUACUAGUUUGUUACCUUUGUUAUUUUCAUUCUCCAUUUUCAUAAACUGUGUAAUUGUUCAACUGUUUCAAUCAAUACAAUUACAUAUUUCUCCAUUUCAAUCUUAUUUUCAUUAUUUGAGAUCUAGAGUUCCAUCAGUCUGUUGUUUAGGUUUUCAUUCACUGAAUCUCGCUUGCUCUGUUUAGGUUUUCGAUUUCUUCAAUUUAGUUUUUCUUCCUUUUUUUAGCUUCUGUUCCAGUGUUUGAUUGGUUUGAUUGAUGCUAAAAGGUAGUGUUUUUGAUUGGUUUGGUUUUGAGCUAGUAUAAGAUAUUGGGAUUUGGCAUGAGUGGAUAAGAUGUGGAUUUUGCUCACAUGGAAGUUGUUUCUCUUAUAUCUGCUCCAAAGUAUCCAGAAAAACAGUUUGGGUACAUUUGUAACAUCAUUUGGUGCUUCUGCAGUUCUUACGUUUUGUAGAAUGCAGAUAUCAUAAUAAUGACAUGAAGUCAUGAACUGGUUAAUCCUUGAAUCUAGGCGAUAUUUUGGACAUGAAUCUACACAAUACUGGAGUAUUGAAGCAUUAAGUAUGUGAUAUAUUUUUCAUUUGUUUUACUUCUUUUAAUAGUAAUUUUUUUUGACUUGGAGACACAUAGUUGAUAGUAGAAUAUAUGAGGUACCUGAAAUGAGCUUUCUCCAGGGAUAUUGUUGUCAUAAUCAGUAGAAUUUGGUUAGAAUGUUAUUCUACAUUUAUUUUUGUUUUGGGUUUUGAAGAAAUGGUGGUAUGUUCAUGCACGAUGAGGCCACCCCGCAAUACACUGACCUGUUUGAUCAGACCACUCUCGGACAUCAAUUCAUCAAAGAUGAGUUUCGUAAGAUUCCAAGAGUUGUUUCCCAGAUUGAUCUGUUUGGCCAUUCUGCAGUUCAUGCUUACUUGCUUCGAGCGGAGGUACUACACAACGUAUGGACAUGUGGAGAAACUAGCAGAAGAAAUAAAGAAAGGAGCUGCUUCGGUGGAAGGCGUUGAGGCCAAUUUAUGGCAGGGAAGUAUCUGUUACACAUUUUCCAUUUCCUUCUGCACUCCGUGGCGUCACAUCAUAAAAUUGAGUAAUAGCUAAGGCUCAUUUUGUAGUUAACGAGUUUCUGACAUUGGAAUAUCCAUUAACCAUUUCCUGAACGAAAUUAACCGGCUAUAUGAACUGCGUUAACCACUUUAAAAACUUGUCGCUUAAGUUGUCUAAUUUAGCUUUACAAAAAAAAAAUAUCAUUUCUCUUCUAGAGCUUACUUGCUAGGUAAGAUGAGCGAGGCACCGAAAAGUGAUGUACAAAUCAACACCAUGAUGAACUCGUCGAGGCUAAUGGUUUUGUGAUCAUUAUCCACUUGUAGUACAAUUUUUGUUAUUAACGUCAAUAACUCAGGAUUGUUAGUUUUUUGAUCAUCAGCUUCAAAUGACAUUUUCUGUCUGAAUGCAAAUUCUUCCCAAUGUUUUUGAAUUUUUGCACACAAGCCAUUGUCAAUAUUGCAGAGUUGCUUUUGAACUAUGAAAACAGAAGUACUAUUGUGGGAAUGUCAGCUAAUGUGGAAAAAAAAACAAGUCAGCUAGAUUUACCUAACAAUGUUAAUUUUGCAUUGUUUUGAUAGGUACUACACCAUGUAUGGACAUGUGGAGAAACUAGCAGAAGAAAUAAAGAAAGGAGCUGCUUCGGUGGAAGGCGUUGACCCGUUGAGGCCAAUUUAUGGCAGGGAAGUAUUUGUUACACAUUAUCCAUUUCCUUCCGCACUCCGUGGCGUCACAUCAUAAAAUUGAGUAAUAGCUAAGGCUCAUUUUGUAGUUAACGAGUUUCUGACAUUGGAAUAUCCAUUAACCAUUUACUGAACGAAAUUAACCGGCUAUAUGAACUGUGUUAACCACUUUAAAAACUUGUUCGUAAGUUGUCUAAUUUAGCUUUACAAAAAAAAAAAUCAUUUCUCUUCCAGAGCUUACUUGCUAGGUAAGAUGAGCGAGGCACCAAAGAGUGAUGUACAAAUCAACACCCCAGAUGAACUCGCCGAGGCUAAUGGUUUUGUGAUCAUUAUCCACUUGUAGUACAAUUUUUGUUAUUAAUGUCUAUAACUCAGGAUUGUUAGUUUUUUGAUCAUCAGCUUCAAUUGAGAUUUUUUGUCUCAAUGCAAAUUCUUCCCAAUGUUUGUCCGGUUGUCCCUUUGCUUUUCGUCGACUGUGUAUAUAAAGGUGGCUUCAUCGCUUUCGCUUGUCUUUUUGUCUUGCAGAGCUUGUUUUGUUUCUUGUUUGGUUUGUUAUGAACUGAUUUGUUCUUCCUAUUUGUUUUAUUUCUAAUUUUUUCAGUUUUAUUGUGUAUCCAUUACUCUCAUAUUUCUUCAUGUUUGGCCUGUUUUUGUUGCAGGCAAGUUUCAUGUCCGACUUAUUUUUUUUUUGCAUACAAGGAAUUUGUCCUGAAUCACCAAGCUUUAGAGACAUUGACAUGCCACCAGUAGAAGUGCUCUCAAACUGUUCUUGUUAGGAUUAUGUACUUCCACGCAUUCCUAAUUGUUUGUAAUCAAAGGAGUACCACUUCAAGUCCACACUGGAUCUCUAGGCCACUGUGAAUAAACGGUGGUAUGUUCAUGCACGAUGAGGCCACCCUGCAAUACACUGACCUGUUUGAUCAGACCACUCCCGGACAUCAAUUCAUCAAAGAUGAGUUUCAUAAGAUUCCAAGAGUUGUUUGGCAGAUUGAUCCGUUUGGUCAUUCUGCAGUUCAUGCUUACUUUCUUGGAGCUGAGGUACUACUCCAAGUAUGGACAUGUGGAGAAACUAGCAGAAGAAAUAAAGAAAGGAGCUGUUUCGGUGGAAGGCGUUGAGGCCAAUUUAUGGCAGGGAAGUAUCUGUUACACAUUUUCCAUUUCCUUCCGCACUCCGUGGCAUCACAUCAUGAAAUUGAGUAAUAGCUAAGGCUCAUUUUGUAGUUAAUGAGUUUCUGACAUUGGAAUAUCCAUUAACAAUUUACUGAACGAAAUUAACCGGCUAUAUGAACUCCGCUAACCACUUUAAAAACUUGUCGCAUAAGUUGUCUAAUUUAGCUUUACAAAAAUAAAAAAAAAUCAUUUAUCUUCCAGAGCUUACUUGCUAAUAUGAAAUUAACUGCCUAUAAUAUAUGAACUGUGAGCUACCUGAGACAUUGCAUGAGGAAGUGCUUGGUAAGAUGAUCGAGGCACCAAAGAGGAAUGUACAAAUCAACACCCCAGAUGAACUCGCCGAGGCUGAUGGUUUUGUGUUUUGCUUCCCAACAAGAUUUGGAAUGAUGGCUGCUCAACUCAAAGCUUUUCUUGUUUAUGGAGAACACAACAGCAUGCAGGCAAGCCUGCUAGAAUCUUCGACAACACCGAUUCUCAAGGCGGCGAACAAGAGACUACAGCGUUAUACCGGGAUCGUAUUAUGGUAAUUCGAACUUCCAUUGCAACUGUGGUGAUCCCGAAUCUCUGUCAAUUCCUGAGCUGAAAAGUUUAGCUGGUCUAAAGAGGAAGUUAGCUGAUGAAGUAGGAAAAUGCAAAGAUUAUUAGAUGAAAUUUUCUGUAUGCCUAUGGUGUGACUGCCCUUUUUGGCCUGAUGAUCGUAUGUGCCGAUUGUGAGACCGUAGUGUAUGUCAAUGUCCAGAAAGUGAGUUCCCAGAGCCAUUUAAGAAGAAGCCUAAAUGCCUUCCAUUGAAUGAUCUUAUCCGUCAAGGGGACUCUAAACUUGUCUGCAUGCAGCACAUGGUCACUAUCAUUUACCGUUUGUUUCUCUUCAAUGUUCCAACGCUACUGCUUGAAACAGAUUGAUGGUUCAUGGAAGGUCAAGAAUGAGAACUUGUCUACAUUGUAUAAGGUGGCCAAAGAACUCAAGGAGAAAUUUGUGUCAUUCAAGAUCAGUCAUGUUCUAAGGGUACGUACCAGUUUACUGAACACUUGGUAUAUAUUAAUUUCAUUUGGCUUUUAUAGUUUAUAUUAGCUAUUUAUCAAGUAUCGUAAUCUUGCAAAUUAUCUAAAGUAGGAGAAAUAAGUGUUUUCAGUCAAAAAAUAUGAACAUGUAAUGCCUUCUGGAACUUCUUAAUGUUAUAAUUUUCCCCUUCAAAAGAUUUGUUUAUAUGAUACACAAAUUGUUGGAACCCGCUCAACCUAAGGGUAUUACCUAUUUAGUAUUUAAUACUAAAAAUCAAUGAGAUGAAGGUGGUAGUAUUUAGCGCACGAAUAGAAUAUAUAAUGAUAAAGAAUAGAAUGGAGUACUUUUUUAUUAUUCUUAGUUCCAAUCUUAUAGUGGAACCAAAAUAUAUUACUUUUUGAGCUCAUGUCCAAUUAUAUUCAAGUUAAAAUUAACCAAACAUAGAAUGGAAUCUAUAUGCUUUGUUCGUCCUUAGGUACACAUCAACUAAAUGCUAUGCAUUGCCUUCUUAGUGGUACAAAUAUGUUUUCAUUGAAUUCUAUAAAUGCACCAGCACCAUCCCCUUUCUGGUUGAAUUUGUUUUUUAAAUCGCUAUUUGUUGAUGACAUGAUGUGCAUAAUUUCCUAGAUGCUAAUUCUACUUCCUAGACAGGCCUACUAAAGUCAAGUCCUUCAUUGCAUAUGAAUGGUUUUCCCUUUAGGAAUCAUCUGUUUAAUGAAUCACUUCUUUCCUUUGAGAUUUAAUGUGUCGGGAAAGGGCCUCAUUUAAAACUUACACAUGCACAUUAAUAAGACUCCAGAUGCUUUUAUUUGUGCUUCAAAAAUAACUUUCUUUAUUCCUUCCUUUGUCAAGAACUUCAACUCUGACGCUGAUGCUCAAGCAAAUUUGGCCAUCCAUCUUGCUGAUGGCCAAGUUCAGGAAGAGUAUGUAGGUUAAUAAUUUAUUCAUGGCAGUUAAUGGUUAUGUUUUGGGUUUGUGGCAGAAUACCUACAAUUUACGGAUUCUUGUCACCGUUCUUUCAAACCUCAAGAUCGAAUAAUUUUGAAUUAGUCCUCUAUCACUCGUCAUGACCAUUUGACUAAUGUUUUGUAGUCCAAUGUAGUUUUACUGAUACAAGCUGGGCCCCAGCAGCCAGCAGUGCCAAUGGUAGUAAUUUUUACCAUCAGAGCUUUUCAAUUUCUGUCAGGUUGUGGAGUGAAAGGUUCCCACUAGCCACUUGAAAUUGGAUUUUGUGAUUUUCAAAUUUUCAUUCUUGGGAUAUAUGGUAGACCAGAAAUUCUUUAUUGUCUAUUGUAGACAUGAUUAUUAUUAGAAUUAAAUUAUUACACUAAUUAUGCUGCUUGUCUAUUGUGCUGUUUCAUUUCUUGUAAUAUUAAGCUAUUUUCACAAAAUAAAUGGAAUGCAAGAUUCUAGCUAA